AAGUACAGGGUUUGUAAAUUUUGGUCAAAAAAGUUUUAUUAAAGAACACGCAUCUUCGGAGCAACAUAAAGAUGCAAUAAGACUUGAUGCUGUUAAAAAAACAGUUAAUAAAGAAUUGGAACAACCUACAGAACAAAAUAAAAAUCAUAUAAUUGGAAUUGCAAAAAUUGUAUAUACUCUUGUACAACAAGAUAUACUACUAGCUAAACUUCUAUAUAUGGUUUAA
Molecule: messenger RNA, 226 nt
Organism: Racocetra persica
Lineage: Eukaryota; Fungi; Glomeromycota; Glomeromycetes; Diversisporales; Gigasporaceae
Source: the annotation of a GenBank genome assembly